Molecule: messenger RNA, 1281 nt
Organism: Serpula lacrymans var. lacrymans S7.9
Lineage: Eukaryota; Fungi; Basidiomycota; Agaricomycetes; Boletales; Serpulaceae
Exons: 6
Coding region: 67-1119 (350 amino acids)
Cellular component (GO): eukaryotic 48S preinitiation complex; eukaryotic translation initiation factor 2B complex; multi-eIF complex
Molecular function (GO): RNA binding; translation initiation factor activity; ribosome binding
Source: RefSeq, a predicted model, not a curated record
GAGUCAGUGAUCAAGAAUAUACACUUUUCUGUCUAUAACGAACUCCAUCAUCUUUAUUAUCCAAAAAUGCGCUACUACGAACCGCGCUAUCCAGAGGUAGACGAGCUUGUCAUGGUACAGGUUCGUCAAAUUGCAGAAAUGGGUGCAUAUGUCAAACUGCUCGAGUACGACAACAUCGAAGGAAUGAUUCUUCUAUCUGAACUCUCCCGCCGUCGUAUUCGAUCGAUCCAGAAGCUGAUCCGUGUUGGGAGGAAUGAGGUCGUGGUAGUGCUGAGGGUGGACCGGGAGAAAGGCUACAUCGAUCUCUCAAAACGUCGUGUAUCCCCCGAGGAUAUCACCAAAUGCGAGGAGCGGUACAUGAAAUCAAAAACGGUAGCGUCCAUCAUGCGGCACGUUGCCUCAAAACUGCCGUCUGUAGAUGCUGAUUCAACAGCACCCAUCGACGCACCCCCCGCGGAGGGCGCAGAGAAAGAAGUGAAGAAGUCGCGAAAGGCGAGGAAGGAGGCACAGGAGGAGGACCUCGCUGUCGACGAUACUGUACCCGACGUACACAACGAAGAGGAGAGACUAGAGCGGCUCUAUGAGCAGGUUGGGUGGCCUCUAGGAAAGAAAUACGGACAUCCCUAUGAAGCUUUCAAGCUCGCUCUGACGGAACAAGAAACUGUGUUCGGAUCUCUACCGAAUCCUGUGCCUGCGUCGACAGUAUCGAUUCUGAUGAGCACGAUCGCACGAAGGCUGACGCCCCAGCCGAUCAAGCUGCGUGCUGAUAUUGAACUUACGUGCUACACACCUGCUGGGAUCGACGCCAUCAAGAAAGCAUUGAGGGCUGGUGAGAAAGAAAGCAGCGAAGCUGUACCGAUAAAAGCCAAGUUGGUGGCUCCUCCGCUUUACGUCCUCAGUACGAACGCGACGGAUAAGUAUGCGGCCACUGAGCGACUUGAGCGCGCAAUCGAGUCUAUACAAGUGACUAUCGAAGAGGAGGGUGGUGCGCUGGUUGUGAAGAUGAAGCCGAAAGCAGUUUCUGAGACUGAAGAACAAGAUUUGGCACAGCUCAUGGCGAAAGUGGGCCAGGAGAAUGCUGAAGUGUCUGGCGACGAGGACGAGGAGGAAGCAGUAUAGAGCAUGCCGCGGACUGUAUGAUGAAUGCAACGCCUCUGAGCAUUACUUUUGUUGAUAUGACUAGACCUAUGAAUUGAUAUGAAUGAUACUGAGAGGUAAUUACAUGUCAGAGUACACGUUUCGGCCUCGGUUAGAAACGCAUUAGAUCCACUGUUGUGAUCU